Salvia splendens (bonfire salvia) is the source of this 1029-nucleotide messenger RNA. RefSeq names its product AP-3 complex subunit beta-2-like. The transcript is spliced from 2 exons. The coding region runs from base 133 to 699 and encodes 188 amino acids. The record is from RefSeq and is a predicted model, not a curated record. Lineage: Eukaryota; Viridiplantae; Streptophyta; Magnoliopsida; Lamiales; Lamiaceae.
UUUUGCCGAACACGGUUAUAACCGUUUCCAACGGCUAGUUCCUGUUUUGGUUCCCAACGGCUAUUUCCUGACUUGAUUCUUCCACCAGCUCAAUCCGAUCUUGAUGAGCUCAAACACUAACAGGAUGUGCCCAUGCAUUAUCAACCAGAAGUAGUUCCACGGCGUCGUGGAAUGUCUGGUGUUCGGACUGGGGGACACGGCUUCACGAAGCAGUUUAGGAUGUCGCAGCCGCAUCCCGACUAUGUAGCACCAGAGCCGCAGAAUCCAGAGCAUGACCCACCCCAGUGGUCUUCAUACCCGGCGCAUGAGUCUCAGUCGCAGUGGUACCGUCCUCUGUAUUCUCCAAGCCAGCCUGAGCCCGAUUGGGAUCGUCGCCCAUAUUCACAAAGCCAAGACGUGCCGCAAUGGAGUGGGGCCCGAGCGUCGGUCGAUUCAUUCUUCCAGCAUUAUCAGAUCGUGCCUCCUGAACAAGUUGAAGAAGAGGAUGAUGAUGAAGGAGAAGAAGGAAAUGACAACAUAGAGGAGGAAAAUGAGGACGACGACGUUAUUCAGGGGAUUCCUACCCAACCUCGACCAGCUGCGGAGGGUUCAUCACGUGGCGGGGUUGGGAAGCUCAUGAGCAAAGUGUACAAGAGGUUGUCGACAAGGAAGAAUAAGGGCAUUGAACCGUCGAAAUACAUUUCAUCGUCGUAUAAGUAGCACGUCAUUUCAGGUUGUGUGUGCGACAGUUGCCGGCUCGCCCUAAUUGGUGCUCGAAUCGAUCGAAAUCGGCUUGUGCGAUGGCUUUGCUUGAAUGUUUUGAGCGGUGACAUGAAAUGGAUAAUUUGUGGUGCUGAAGCUUAUCCUGUUAGCUACUUUGUUAAAAUUUUGAGAUUAUCAUUAUUUAUGAUACGUGUAUUCUUAGAGUAGUAGUUUUAUGAUUUCAAGAAUUGUUUGAUCUUCUAAUUGUUUGAUAUAUUUUAUUUUGCCUUUUUGUUUAGUAAAAUCCUCUGUUUUUAUUAAGAAAUGAAAAAAAAUGCAGUCGAUGUA